Molecule: messenger RNA, 3340 nt
Organism: Lytechinus pictus (painted urchin)
Lineage: Eukaryota; Metazoa; Echinodermata; Echinoidea; Temnopleuroida; Toxopneustidae
Product: nudC domain-containing protein 2-like
Exons: 6
Coding region: 131-592 (153 amino acids)
Biological process (GO): protein folding
Cellular component (GO): cytoplasm
Source: RefSeq, a predicted model, not a curated record
AUAUUAAAUCCAACUACUAAUGGUGCCGAAUUGAUGUUUUGACUUCGAGCUCGAGCUGCUAAAGUUAGCUGUGGCAAGUGGGAAAUCUCAGAAAUAUUGUAAGGCAGUAAAAUCUUUUGCUUAUUGUGCCAUGGCUAACUUUGAUGAGAAGAGCGGUGUGGUUCCAUGUCUAACUCCUUGGGGUUGUUGGUAUCAGACCAUGGAUGAAGUUAUGGUUGAGAUCAAUGUACCAGAAGGAACAACAUCAAAGGCAAUCAAGGCUACCUUUGGAGUCAAUACUCUAUCCUGUUCAGUCCCAGGUGUUGAAAUCAAGGGAGAGUUGUAUAGUAGGGUAGUUGCUGAUGAGUGCUUAUGGAGUCUAGAGGACAGGAAACUUGUAAGAUUGGUUCUUAUCAAGUCAAAUCGUCAAGCAGAUAACUGUUGGAAGUCACUUCUCAAAGGUCAGUAUGAGGCUGACCCUUUGACCUUUGACCAGAUGGAGAAGAAGCUUACAUUACAGAGGUUUCAAUAUGAGCAACCAGGGUUCGAUUUCAGCAAUGCAGAUAUAACAGGCAAUUAUACAGGAGGGGGGCCCCAGCUACCCGGGAACUAGAUAGCUUCACAAUUAGUCAGUAUGUUGAUCAGUUCCCAUGAUAGUCAUCUGAAGGCAAUGAAGACAUAAAUGAGUCAUCUCUCUACUCUUGUCAAUGGAGCAACACAUCAAUCUAUCUUUGAGCUUAACAACAAGUGGAUGUAUUCUAGGACACAAUAUACUGUCAUAGGUAAAUGGUGUGGAUGUGAUAUCAAGAGAACUUAUGUGAUGGGUAGAAGAUCAUUGUACUGGAUCUGUUCUUGAGUGUAAUUCCCUUUGCAUCAGAGUCAGACUGCCCUCUUUAUUCAUGAAUCUUCAACAUAUAGACUUGUUCUAUUAAAGACAAAAGACAGGUGCUUAUAUGAACAGCAUGGAUGGAUAGUCCCAAGUGAGAUCAUACUCCAUUUGACUGAAGACAAAUGUACUAGAGAUAUGUGACAGGAAACGGGUCUAUAAAAGGUGGUGUGAAAUUCUGAUGAAAUGGAGAAGAGGCGCCUUUUUUGUUCUUUCUUUGGUGACACUGGAGCGUAUCGAUAGAGAAUGGGUCCAUAUCCCUUACAUUAUGCUGGCAUGAUGUGCUGCAUUGAGCAUCAUUUGAUGGGUCACCCAACAUUUUUUUCUUCAAUGAUUGCUCCCUUCUUCAUUUUCCUGAAGAAACAGAGUGAGCUCUUAAGGUUCUAAUCAGGUUAUGAAUAACAUACCUGUAUUAGGACUAGUGUUAGGGUUAAGCUUUGUGGUUAUUAUUCAUUUUAAGUCUAGGGAACAUUGUGAGAAUAUCAUAACAAAUCUAUCAAAGAGAGGCCCCCAGACUAAAAGUUGAUUAUACCAUCCUAAAUUUCAACUAUUGAUUUUUUUUGUUUCCGUAGAGCCGUACUUUAUACUUUGUAUUCUUCUUAAAGUGCUCUGCAUGGUUUAUCUAAUAAUUGAAUUGAAAUGAUAUCCUUUGAAUGUAUCACAGUUCAUUUCAUUUUUUGUUUAUUCAUUCAUUUUUUUUGCUAAUUAGAGUUUGAUGUAUUUGGAUAGAUAAGUCAUUUUGAGAUUGGACAUGAAUUGUCUGUUGUUUAUUCACUAAAAUGAUUAUUAUGGUGCCAUAUCACUUAUUUUUUUUUAGCAAUUCACAAAGUGAUUUGUUGGCUAUUUUCUCUGCUAAUUGUGGAAAUUUACAGAAAUCCAAUGCAAUUAGCGAUUCUCACAGACAAGGUACUUCAUAAACAUGUUCCCAUGUUAGGUAAGAAUCAAUGUGCCAAAUUGUAAUUUUUAAGAUAGCAUUUUGAAAUAGUUUUGAAACCAUGAAAUGUCUGUUUUAACUCAUGUAAGUCAUGUAUUUUUUGAGAUGUGAUAAUGUAUUCAAAGUUUUAGUUUUUGAUUGUUGUUAAUCCUUUGUUGAUGUAUUUCUUGUCAAUAUGAUUGGCCUGUUGCAGAAAUAGUUGUUUAAAAUGUGAAUGAAAAAAAAAAAUCAAGUGCAAAUAAAAAAUAUGAAAUGAUGAUUCUGAAUAUGAAAUUGCGUUUGAAUGUUAGUAGCAUUUGGUUGCAAAUUUUUGCACAACAGGCCUUAUAUCAGGCUCAAUAAAUCCCCAACUGACUGUAUAGGGGCCUGUAGUAGAAAGAUUUGCAAUUAAACGCAAGUCAAAAAAUCAAUCGCAAUUUAAUUUUCAACCAAUCAAAAGCCAGCAUCCAGGAAUUUUCUUAGUUUCAUUUUAAACAUAACUGUUUCUACAACAUGCCACUGGAGUAUUGUUUUCAAGCUACACAGUAUCUUUGUGGAUUGGCUUUGAGAAAACCUAAACACUACAAUUAGUUUCAAGUAUCAAUUGACAUACACAUAUUUAUUAAUUCUGUUUUGUUUCCAGGUAUAAAAUACCUAUAAAACAACAUAAAAUACAUUUUAUUGUUCAUUCCAUUUUUCAGUAAAGUAAAAGAAAACCCCAAAGGUAACCUGAGGCACAUGGAUUAAAAAUAAGUAUGGAUAUGAUUUUGUUUAAGAUACUCGAGAAAAAUAUCUUUUGAGAAUUGCUGAUGCGUUUAAUAGGCAUUCAUUCAUUCCAGCUUAUCUUUAGUUUUGGUAAAUGCACCUAAAGUGCAUGUCACUAUUCCAGUUCAUUACUAGAUUAUACAUGUAUGAAUGCAUGUGCCCCAAAACAGUUAUAGUGUGAAGGAUAUAAACAGAUAAUGGGUAUUAUUGAAUAAAUAUAAAAAUUUUAUCAAAUUUAUAUUAAUCAGGUGCCCAAUCAAUAUAAUAUAUCUGCAUAUUUUUGUCAUGUAUAAAAACCUUUACUUAGGGAUGGGAUGGGCUGACAAUUUGGGGAUGAAAUCUGUCAUUAGUUUUCAAAUAUCCUAUUGUAAAAUCUGUGCCGAAAGGCCAAUUUAAAAUAAGAAUUUAAACAUAGAGAAAGAGGGCACUAGAUGCCCAAUGUAUAUUUUAACAGCUGACAAAAUUGCCAAUCUAUAUUUUAAUGGCUGAAAACACAAUCAAUGACAAAGUACUACACUUUUGUAAUAUUGGAAUAUUAAUAUGAUAUCAAUACACAUUACUAACCCUGUAUCACAGCUUUUAAUGGGCUUUAAAAUACAAAUGCAGCAAUUAUUGUUGAGCUGUUUUAGAAUGUCUGAACUGUGAUUGUGAUGUUGAUAAUGGUGGUACUCUGAAAGAGCCUUACACUUUUUUUUACUUCGUGAUGGCAUUCAUGAUCAUGCAUACAAUGCAGAUGUGUUGAAGUUUAAUUGUGCUUUUGAAAUACGUAGAAUCUAUAUUAAAAUGUUUUGAUAGUA